GAUGCGGGCUUUGACCAAGGGAAGGUCUAAAAGCCACCAAUAAAUCAGCGCGGUGCGCAGCCCCUGGUAGGGCAGCUGCAGGAGUAGCACAGCCCUUAACGCUGCUUUUUAAAACAUUUAAAUAAAGAUGCACUCUCGCUGCCGCACCGUCAUUCCCAUUAAAUACAGUAAAUACGGUAGGCGGACGGCAGCCCCGCGUUCCGGUCAUUACGAUACAUCCCUCCCGCCCCAUCCCUCUGGGCUCGCAGCGCUGCUGCGGGUUGUAGCGCCCCCUGCCGGCACAGAGCGUGGUGCUCACGGGAAGGAGGUCCGGCAGCGCGCAGGACCGGCGCGGGGAGUUCCGGGAGCGGCAGCGACGGGGAAGGGUUUGAGCAUCGGACGCGGGGGGAGGCUGGCGUUGCCGCUUCCGGGUAGGCGCCAGGUCUGCGAGCAGUGGAUCCCCCAGCCAUCCCUCGGAGCCAGCAGAGUCACCAUCCUCCUUCUGGAGACUGGCUGGCGCUGCGUGGUGACGUCUGCAUGGGUCAUGCAAUGCCAUCCUCGUGGCACGAGGCUCCAGUCAUCAGUAGAUGUCAUCUCUGUUCUAGCUGUGCAGUCGGUUCCAGGCCAAGACCCGCUGCUAUUGCUGAAAACCCUCCAGCUUCUCUGGACAAAGAAAGAGAUGAAGAAGCAGCUCAAGGAAGAAAUCAGGCGGGGCUUUGCAGGACUGGAGGACCCGUUGGCAGGACUGCUGGACAUGCUGGAGAGCAGCGGUGAUUGGAAGGGGAAAGGGCAUUCCCUCGGGUAUUACAUCAGCAGUGAGCUGCAGCUUUGGAUGAAAGAGCAUCCUGCUGUUCAACAGUCUGGCAUGAAGCUGAAGAAGCUGCAGGCCCGUGCAUUCAGAAUACUAGACCAGUGCCCAGCUAAUCUUCUUGACCCUCUGAUUAGCAUUUACCAGCUCCAUACAGCAGACCGGAACUAUUUGCUUGGACACGUCAGUCAUCUUUAUCACAGGGGCGAUUACAAAGAGGCAGCCAUCCUGAGUAUUAAGCUAAAACUACAGUCAGAUCAAGAUGUGGAGAAGAUGUGUGCACCGCUACUGUUUCAAGAUAAAAUUAACCUGGUUGAAGAUUAUGUGGGAGAACAUCCUGAGCUCCAGUGCAGGCUCUUACAGAUCCUGGACACCUGGUGUGAACCUGAUUUUAAUAUCAGAGAUAUGGCAAGACAAUAUCAAGGUCUGUCCAGGUACAAGCCAGAUAAACUGAACCGCAAAAUGCUAAGCAAGCUGAUCUUCAGACUCCUAGACCGAUUUAACGUAGAUCCAGCUCUCUGUCCUAAUGUCAUAAAUCAGCGGCACUUGAGAACUCUGAAUUAUCUCUUCUACAAGAGGUUUGUGGAGAAAACCAUGACUCAGGAGAACUGGACAGAUCACGUUCAGAGCACAGUUGGAGACAAUCGAUGGCUUCAGGGGCACCUGAUACAGUUGCUGCUCAGAUACUGUGAUUUGAACACAGCAGCAAGAUGGGCACAACACUGCAGUUUGCCUGAGGAGAUGCUGCCUUCUGAAGUGGCUGAUGAGCUUCAAAAGCUUGAGAUCCAAGAGAGGGUAGAAGAGGCAACCAAAGAAGAGAACUACAAAGAGGUUAAGAAGAAGGAUUAUUACCAGCUUCCUAUUCCACGUGCAAAUAUUCACUUACUGCAGAAUUGGGAAGAUAUGGUGCAAUGCUGUGAAAAGGUGCUGCAGCCUGGGCAGAUUGUUGGCAUUGACAUGGAGUGGAAGCCUUCGUUUGGCAUGGUUGGGAAGCCCCGCGUCUCCCUCCUUCAACUCGCCGUGAGGGAUGAGGUGUUCCUGCUCGAUUUGCCACAGCUCCUUGAGCAAGCUGAAGUCAAGGGUGAGAAAGAGAAGCUUCCCCAUAUCAUCCAGAUGCUCUACUCAGAUGCAACCAUCACUAAACUAGGUUAUGGGAUGUCUGGAGACCUUAGCAGUCUUGCAGCCACAUGCUCUACUUUGAAAGGCAUGGAUAAGCAGUCACAAAGCGUAGUGGACCUACUCACAAUAGACAAACUACUGCAGAAGAGCUCCAUUGACUGGAAGAAGGGCAGCCUGAAGGUCGAUGCCCUGUCUCCAGAGCAGAGCUGUGAGGAUGAAGGGCUCAGGCAGCCAGAGAAAGGGCUCAGCCUCCUCGUGCAACACGUCCUGGGAAAACCACUGGAUAAAACAGAGCAGAUGUCUAACUGGGAGAAACGACCACUGCGGGAGGAACAGAUCCUCUAUGCAGCUUCAGAUGCAUACUGCUUGCUGGAGGUCUAUGAGAAGCUGUGUAAGGAUCCAGAAAGCUUUGGUCUGAGUUCAGACCUGACUGAAAGUCUGGUGGGAAAAGCGAGUGUAAAACCCAGGGCAAAGAAGCAGCUGAAUAAACAAGAGGUACCGUCACCUUCUGGACAGCAAUGCAGAGGAUCUGACAAAGAGAUCUCACGUCCCCCUGCUCCCAUCUCCCCAAAAGAGUUCAGCGUGGUCUGUGAUAACAUGCUGCAAGGCCUUGGGCGCUAUCUCCGCUGCCUCGGUGUGGACGUCCGGAUGCUGGAGAAUGAGGAUGACCAUAGGAAAGCUGCUGAGAUUGCCAGACAGGAGGGAAGGGUCAUUUUAACCUCUGGACUCCCGUAUCAGACUCUGCAGUCCCAGGUAGGGGAAGGAAGGUGCUUCUCUGUGAACUGCUCAGAAAAGGCGAAGGAGCAGGCGCUGCAGGUUCUGAAGCACUUCAACGUUCGCGUGACGCUGGCGGACAUCUUCAGCCGCUGCCAGGUCUCCCAGCAGGUUUGGGGCCACUGCAUUGCCCAGGAGCAAGUGUGCUUUCUUGGAUGCCACCAUGCAUUUUCCACGCUGGACCCAUGCAGGCCCCAAGCACAGUACUGGGGACGAGCAGCAGGGAGCCCAACUGGGGCAAAGGCACAGUGUGAGCCCUCCUGGCCCAUCCUCACUCGUGGCAGCAGUGUGAUCACCUCUGCUCUGCCUCCCUGGAGAGCACCAGUGGUUUCAGGGCCUUCGCAAUUUGGCCAGCGAUGGGAAGGCCAGGGACGAUGGCUGGGAGGACAGGGCUCCUGGCCAUGCCCCCGGCUCAGCUCUGCACCUCCCCUGUGCACCAGUUCCUGCCACAUCCGUGCCAGCUGCUGGGUAAGGAUUGCAUUUCAUCUCACACAAAACUUCCCUCCUGUGAACUGGCUUCAAGUUGUGGCUCAAAAGCAUUUCUGAACUGCAUCCACGGGGUGGCCUGCGUGCUGACCUCUGCUCCCUGGACAUGAUGCUGCCACGUUCUGUACAAGUAUGCUCUGUACAAGUUGCCUGCCUGCUGCUGCAAACCGCUGGGCACAUGUGUGAGCCAACAUCCCACAACACAGCUCUGCCUGCCUGCAACACACACACUCUGCUCCGGAGUGAACCGAGGGCUCCUUGAAACCAGUGCAGAAAUGCAGUGGGGGACAGCCUGCAUUUAUCAUGCUUUUGCUUCCCUCUGAAUUUCAGUCCUCUGGCACCGUCAGGCCAAACACGAUGACGCAAGUCAGACUGCAGCAAUUGAAAAGAGACUUCUUAAAAGCGCAGCUCCACAGUGCAGGAGAGCAGCUGCAGGUGGCUCAGUGCAGAGAGAGUAGCCAGGCCACAUGGAGACAUCCCACUGGGUUUAGUUCAAUUCCUGUGCCAAGAAGGAUACACCAGCAGCUCUUUCACUGCAUCACAAGGAGGCAGCGAAGCCUCUGGAAGUGUUUUGCCCACAGCCUGUGACAAAUGAUUUUGUGGUCUUAGCCAGGAUCUAAUAAAUGUGUGAUGCCAAACCCACCUGCCU
Messenger RNA from Meleagris gallopavo (turkey), 3815 nucleotides. RefSeq names its product exonuclease 3'-5' domain containing 3 (gene EXD3). Gene Ontology annotation, biological process: nucleobase-containing compound metabolic process. NCBI's taxonomy places the organism in Eukaryota, Metazoa, Chordata, Aves, Galliformes, Phasianidae. The record is from RefSeq and is a predicted model, not a curated record. Gene Ontology annotation, molecular function: nucleic acid binding; 3'-5' exonuclease activity.